Molecule: messenger RNA, 1599 nt
Organism: Selaginella moellendorffii
Lineage: Eukaryota; Viridiplantae; Streptophyta; Lycopodiopsida; Selaginellales; Selaginellaceae
Product: GPCR-type G protein COLD1
Exons: 3
Biological process (GO): response to abscisic acid
Cellular component (GO): membrane
Molecular function (GO): abscisic acid binding
Source: RefSeq, a predicted model, not a curated record
CUAGGUUUCGCGAUGAAUGCGUGGGAGGGCCUGGCGAUGGCGGCAUCGCUGGCCCUGCUGGGAUGGUCCGGGAUCUGGUUUCUCAAUCGCAAGCUCUACCGGGAAUAUGAGGAGCGCCGCGCGCUCGUCCAGAUCCUGUUUGGUGCCGUGUUCGCGCUCUCUUGCAAUCUCUUGCAGCUCGUCCUCUUCGAGAUCGUCCCGCUGCUCUCGCCCCAGGCGCGAUGGCUCAACUGGAAGCUGGAUCUCUACUGCAUUGUCGCGCUCCUGGUAUUCGUGCUGCCCUACUACCACUGCUAUCUCGUCUUUCGCAACAAGGGAUCCAGGCGGGAGAGGGCUGCCAUAGCCGCAUUGUGCUUCUUGCUUGGAUUCCUCUACGCGUUCUGGCGGAUGGGCGUCCACUUCCCAAUGCCAUCGCCGGACAAGGGAUUCUUCACGGUUGCACAGAUGGUGAGCCGGGUGGGAGUGAUCGGGGUCUCGGUCAUGGCUGUUCUAGCCGGAUUUGGAGCUGUGGAUCUCCCCUACAGCUAUCUCUCGCUCUUCAUCCGCGACAUCCAGGACAGCGAUAUCGCGUCUCUAGAGCGACAGCUCAUGCAAGCGCUGGAGAUGGGGAUCGCCAAGAAGAAGAAGAGGAUUCUCCUGGCUCAAUCGGAGAUGAGGAGAUCGCUGCUCAAGGGCGAGGCCAAAUCGACGAGCUUUUUCAGCCGGCUUGUGAGGACGGUGGUGAGAUCCGUGAGCGAGGACGAGCAGAUCCACAACUUGGAGGUGGAGAUCAAUGGAUUGGAGGAGCUCUCCAGGCAGCUCUUUCUCGACAUUUUCGAGCUGAGGAAGGCCAAGCAAGCCGCGAUCUACUCGAGAACUUGGAGGGGCCACGUCAAGAACAUUUGGGGAUACGCUCUCUCGCUCUACUGCGUCUACAAGAUGCUACGCUCGCUCCAAAGCAUCGUCCUCCGCGACACGGGCAGCGUGGAUCCGGCCACAAACGCCAUCGCCAUCUUUCUCCGGAUCUUCCACAUCAACUUCAACGUAGCUCUCUGGUCGCAGUACGUCUCCCUCGCGUUCGUGGGGAUGAUGAUCGCCAUGUCGCUGCGUGGAUUCCUCCAGAGCUUGAUGAAGUUCUUCUCGAUCGCCAGCAGCGGCGGCGCCAGGAACUCCUCCAGCAACGUCCUCGUCUUGUUCCUGUCCGAGAUCAUGGGGAUGUACUUCGUCUCGUCGAUUCUUCUCAUCCGGAAGAGCCUGGCCAGCGAGUACAGAUCGAUCAUCACCGACGCGCUUGGUGGCGACAUCCAGUUCAACUUCUACCAUCGCUGGUUUGAUGCCAUCUUCGUCGUCAGCGCGCUCCUCUCGAUCCUCCUCUUCGCCGUGCAGUACACUUCCAAGCAGGCCGACGACAAGCACCCAGUCGAUUGAGCGCCCUCCGAGAAAAAAAUUCGGUUUUUACGCUGCUCGAGCGUGUUUCCACCAGAUCGAUCGAGUAACUCAGGAGUUUUGCAAAAUUUGAUGGUCUGGCCACGAAGGUUUCUUCGUGUUUGUUCAAAGGCUCACAAAGUGAAAUGUCAUUCGUUCCUCACAAAAUGAACGUAAGUCCUUUUUCAUGAUUCA